CCGACCGCCAUUAGAGGGCAUAGAGAAGCAGCAACAGCAGCAGCGAAGCGAGCAAAGAAGAGUCUUUGCCGCGUUCCACUCAUUGGAUUUCCAUCUAUAUAGCUAAUCUUGCUUGCAAGAAGUCCAAACCCUCACUGUCAUCCUCCUCACCAACCCCAUCAUCGCUCCACAUCCACUCCACCGAUCGAUCCAUCCAUCUUUCAAGGCAAGCAACCAACCCAAUAUAUUGGGCGAAAGCCACUCCCCAUCUACUUCUUCUCCAGCUUGAGACGCGGCAUCGAUGGCUAGCACCGGUGGUAAGCAGCGGGGGAACUAUGGGAACAGCGCUGCAUCGGCGGGACCUUACUAUUUUGAGGAGGAGGAGAGGGUUUGGAAGCCUUGGGUUGUGCCUCUUUUUGUCAUCGCCAACGUCGCUGUCUUCAUCGGCACUAUGUAUGUCAACAAUUGCCCCUCUAAUCCGACUCCUUUCGGCUCUUGUGUUGCUAGGUUCCUGCAUCGGUUCUCCUUCCAACCUCUGCGCCAGAACCCACUUCUUGGGCCGUCUUCGUCCACAUUGGACAAGAUGGGAGCUCUUGAAUGGAACAAAGUCGUAGAGCAACACGAAGGAUGGAGGCUUAUAACCUGUAUUUGGUUGCAUGCAGGUGUUAUCCAUCUUCUUGCAAAUAUGUUAAGCUUGAUAUUCAUUGGAAUUCGCCUUGAGCAACAAUUCGGGUUUUUGAGAAUUGGGGUUAUAUACCUUGUAUCAGGAUUUGGUGGAAGUGUUCUCUCCUCUCUUUUUGUAAGAAAUAGUAUCUCUGUUGGUGCCUCCGGUGCUCUUUUCGGACUCUUGGGAGCUAUGUUGUCUGAACUAAUCACCAACUGGACCAUCUACUCCAACAAGGCUGCUGCAUUAUUAACACUUGUCGUCAUCAUUGUGAUCAACUUGGCUGUGGGAAUACUUCCACAUGUUGAUAAUUUUGCGCACAUUGGAGGUUUCUUAACAGGUUUCCUCGUAGGUUUUGUGUUGUUAAUCCGACCACAGUUUGGUUGGAUGGAGCGCCAUAAUCUCCCCCCUGAAAGUCAGGUCAAGUCCAAGCAUAAAAUGUAUCAAUAUGUCUUGUGGGUAGCUGCUAUGCUUCUGCUAAUUGCUGGAUUUGUGGUCGGAUUAGUAAUGCUAUUUCGGGGUGAGGAUGGGAAUGAACAUUGCCACUGGUGCCAUUAUGUCAGCUGUGUACCUACAUCGAAGUGGAACUGCAGCAACUGAAGAAGAACACAAAACUUUUGCCAUGUGUUGAUGUGGUCUUAAAAGAAAACUAGUACUCAAUGAGGUGCAUGGCAAACCUUAUAACUAGAUUUUGUUCUUCUGUAUAUAGUUAUAGGUUGUCUGCUUUGUGGCUUGUAUGAUCAGUUGGAUCCCAGUGUGAUAUAUUUACUUGCUGCUUUUCUUUCAGCGUGGAGAUUGAAAUUUGUUGCAUUCUUUAUUUGAUA
Molecule: messenger RNA, 1467 nt
Organism: Dioscorea cayenensis subsp. rotundata (Guinea yam)
Lineage: Eukaryota; Viridiplantae; Streptophyta; Magnoliopsida; Dioscoreales; Dioscoreaceae
Product: RHOMBOID-like protein 2
Exons: 5
Coding region: 281-1243 (320 amino acids)
Biological process (GO): proteolysis
Cellular component (GO): membrane
Molecular function (GO): serine-type endopeptidase activity
Source: RefSeq, a predicted model, not a curated record